Molecule: messenger RNA, 5316 nt
Organism: Helianthus annuus (common sunflower)
Lineage: Eukaryota; Viridiplantae; Streptophyta; Magnoliopsida; Asterales; Asteraceae
Exons: 10
Coding region: 431-5158 (1575 amino acids)
Biological process (GO): gene silencing by siRNA-directed DNA methylation
Molecular function (GO): DNA-binding transcription factor activity, RNA polymerase II-specific; ATP-dependent chromatin remodeler activity; ATP binding
Source: RefSeq, a predicted model, not a curated record
UGUCUUCUUCUCCAAGAAGUCUACACUAAUCGGCGGGAAGUUUGUAGUUAAAUGUUGUUUAAAAUUUACACGUCUCUCAUAAAUUUGCCCCUUGAAAACCCCUUCAUGGUUUCACGCAAGGAUUGAAAUGGGAAGUAAGAACGCAAAGCAAUGAACUGAUCCUUGUUGAAGGUGAAGCCUUUUGCGAUCGAAACGGGAAGUAAUUUAUUUUCUUGAUUUAAGUUGUGAUCGACUUACAUUCCUGAGAUUGGAUCCCCUUUUGUCAUUUUUAACAAUUUCUACACAGGAAUUAUCAGCAGGUUGGAUCUUGUACAAAUUUAUGAGAAUAACUUAUCACUUCCUCUACAAUCACUAUUAUUCAUCCCUCGUAAAAUUCCAUUUACCACUCUUUCACAAUCACUAUCAUCUAUAAUCUAUCCCUUCAAAGCAAAUGGCUACUUUUCUUGCAAACAAAUCUAUACAAGGCGAUGAAAACGAAAGAAAUUUCAGUUUCCACAACGCAUCAGCAUUUUCCACGGACACGGUGUUCAAGUCUCGUCAAGAUUUGCUUGAUUGGGUGCAAAAGGUGGGACGUUCUCUCGGUUACGUUAUUGUUACUAAAAGAUCCAAGACACUAUCAAGUGGGGUCAUGACGAAAGUUAAUCUUAUGUGUGAUCGUGGUGGUGUAUGUAAAAGCAAAAGCUCUGUUAGAAAUAGAGGGACGAAAAAGAUUAAUUGUCCAUUUGAAUUAAUUGGGAAAUAUUGGGAGAUGUAUAAUGUUUGGACGUUACGGGUGGUAUGUGAAAAACAUAAUCAUGAACCUAUACUACAUAUGGAGGAUCAUCCGUAUGCAAUGCGAUUGUCGGCUAAUGAAACACGUUUGGUGUUUGAUUUGUCAAGGAAGAAUGUGAAACCUCAUGCUAUUUUAUCAACACUAAAGGAGCAAAAUAAGAAUAACGUGUCUAAGGUCCGAACCAUAUAUAAUGCAUGCCACAAGUUUCGGAAGACCCAACAUGCAGAACCAUUCACGAGACAAGUGGUUAACGGUGAUGUAGUGGACCCUGCAUACACAUUUGAUGCAAACAAGUUGAAGAGAACCGUUGAUCACACAGACUCAUUUGCUAUUAAUUACCAGGCGCAAGCGCUUGAUUCAGCUAAACAUGGGCCCGAUACAAAAUUUAUAGAGACAAAUCAUGUGAAUAAUGUUUCUGUUGCAAAUCCUGUGAGGGAUGAUGUGAUUAUGUAUUAUGAUGGCGAUUAUCAUACUGCUGUUGAGUCGACAUAUAAAGAAGACAAGAAGGUUGAUAGUGAUGUGGAAGUCGAAAUAAAACAUGAUAAAGGUGAGUAUGUUGAAGUUCAGUGCAAUUCAGAUAUGGAGGAAGACUAUUCACAGUAUGAUUCAAUGCAAAUGGCUAGUUUUCACACAAACGAAUCGACCCAAGGUGGUGAAAAUGAAAGAAAUUCUGGUGUUGACAACAUAUCUGCAUUUUUGACUGACAUGGUGUUCAAGUCUCGUCAAGAUUUGCUUGAUUGGGUGCAAAAGACGGGAUGUUCUCUUGGUUACGUUAUUGUCACUAAAAGAUCCAGGACAUUACCAAGUGGGAUCGUCACUAAUAUUGCACUUAGGUGUGAUCGUGGUGGUAUAUACAAAAGUAAAAGCUCUUAUAUUAGAAAUAGAGGGUCCAAAAAGACUAAUUGUCCAUUCGAAUUGGUUGGAAAAUACUGGAAGACGUAUGAUGUUUGGACAUUACGGGUGAUAUGUGAAGAUCAUAAUCAUGAACCUACACCACAUGUGAAAGAUCAUCCUUACGCAAGGCGACUGUCUGCUAAUGAAACUCGUUUGGUGUUUGAUUUGUCGAGGAAGAAUGUGAAACCGCAUGCUAUUUUAUCAACACUAAAGGAGCAAAAUAAGAAUAACGUGUCUACGAUCAAAACCAUAUACAAUGCAUGCUACAAAUUUCAGAGGAUCCAAACUGCAGAUACAUUCACGAGACAACCAGUUAAUGGUGAUGAAAGGGCAUCUCCAAUAGUAGUGGACCCUGUAUACACAUUUGAUGCAAACAAGUUGAAGAGAACCAUUGAUCACACAGAUCCAUUUGCUAUUAAAAACCAGCUGCAAGAGCUUGAUUCAGCUAAAAACGGGCAUGGUGCGAAAGAUACAGAAGAACUUCUUUUACAAAGAAAACAGAUGCCGAGGCCUUCUUUUACAAGCGCCCACUCACUUCAGGCUGAUUUAACGGAGACAAAUCACGUGAAGGAUGUUUCCAUUGCAAAUCAUGUGAGGGACGGUGUGGUUACGUAUUAUAACGGCAAUGAGCAUAAUACAAAUGCAUCAGAUGCUGAUGAUGAAUCCACAUUUGAUAGUGAUACAGACGUUGAAAUAAAAAACGAUAAAGGUGAAUAUGUUGGAGUUCAAUGCAAUUCAGAUAAGGAGGAAGACUAUUCACAACAUGAUUCAAAGCAAAUGGCUAGUUUUCUUACAAAUAGAUCAUUCCAAGGUGAUGAAAAUGAAAGAAAUUUCGGUGUCCACAAAACUUCAGCGUUUUCCACCAACAUGGUGUUCAAGUCUCGUCAAGAUUUAAUUGAUUGGGCGCACAAGGUGGGACGUUCUCUUGGUUACGUUAUUGUUACUAAAAGAUCCACGACACUACCAAGUGGGGUCAUGACUAAAAUUCAUCUUAUGUGUGAUCGUGGAGGUAUAUACAAAAGGAAAAGCUCUAAUAUUAGAAAUAGCGGGUCCAAAAAGACUAAUUGUCCGUUCAGAUUGGGUGGAAAAUACUGGAAGAAGUAUGAUGUUUGGACAUUAAGGGUGAUAUGUGAAGAUCAUAAUCAUGAACCGACACUACACGUGAAGGAUCAUCCAUAUGCAAGGCGUUUGUCUGCUAAUGAAACUCGUUUGGUGUUUGAUUUGUCAAGGAAGAAUGUGAAACCACAGGCUAUUUUAUCAACACUAAAGGAGCAAAAUGAGAAUAACAUGUCUACGCUCAAAACCGUAUAUAAUGCGCGCCAAAAAUUUCGGAGGACCCAAACAAAUACUCCUGUUGACUCAACAGAUAAAGAAGACAAGAAUGUCGAUAGUGACGCAGAUGUUGAAAUACGACGUGAUAAAGGUGAAUAUGUUGGAGUUCAAUCUGAUUCGGAUAUUGAAGAAGACGAUUCGCAGGAUGAAGCCAACGUUGAUGGGUUAGCUGAUAUAUGGAAUGAAAUGACUGUUGGACUAGAGUCCUCAAAGGAUGCUGAUAUGGACCUUUCAGUCAAUCAACAUGGAAAAGAAAAUGAAGAAGAAUGCGAUCAUUCUUUUAUAAUGAAAGAAGACAUUGGUUAUGUUUGCCGUGUGUGUGGAGUAGUUGAAAGGAGUAUUGAAUCCAUUAUUGAGUUUCAGCACCCCAAGAGAUCAAAGAGUACAAAAACAUAUCAUUAUGAAGGCCGAUCUGAUAAACCACGAGAAUCAGCUGGUGCGGUUCUCGAUGGAGUGAAAACACCGGGAAAAGAUUUCUCUGUGGUAGAAGUAUCGGCUCAUCCAAGGCAUAAAAACCAAAUGAAACCCCAUCAAACUGAGGGCUUUAAUUUUCUCGUAAGUAACUUAGUUUCCGAUGAUCCAGGUGGCUGCAUCCUGGCCCACGCUCCAGGAUCCGGGAAAACGUUCAUGCUCAUCAGUUUUAUCCAAAGCUUUAUGGCUAAAUAUCCGGAUGCAAGACCGUUAGUGGUUCUACCAAGAGGUAUUGUAGCCACCUGGAAGAAAGAAUUCAAAAGGUGGCAAGUUGAAGACAUACCCCUCUUUGACUUUUAUUCCCAAAAAGCCGAUAACCGGGCUCAACAACUUGAAGUGCUGAAACAAUGGGCCAACACACGGUCCAUACUGUUUCUCAGCUACAAACAGUUCUCCAUAAUAGUGUGUGACAAUGACAGAAGCACAGUUUCCGCCACCUGUCAAGAAAUACUGUUGACAUUCCCGUCACUUGUGAUAUUAGACGAGGGCCACACUCCAAGAAACAAGGACACUGACGUUUUCACGUCUGUUGAAAAGGUUCAAACUCCGAGAAAAGUGGUUCUUUCUGGAACACUCUACCAAAAUCACGUGUGCGAGGUCUUCAAUAUCCUGAACCUUGUUCGACCAAGGUUCUUGAAAAUGGAGGAUUCUAAAACAAUAAGAAGACGUAUUAUGAGUAGAGUGUCGAUAGAAACCCGGAGAAACCUUUGCAAGAAGAACACUGACAUCGAGUUUUGCGAGCUGGUUGAACAUACGUUACUCAAGGAUGAUGAGAAUUUUAAAAGAAAGGUUACGAUUAUCGAAGAUUUACGGGAGAUGACGAAAUAUGUUCUUCACUACUACAAAGGGGAUUUCUUGGAAGAGCUUCCGGGCCAUGUCGAUUUUUCUGUCUUUUUAAAUCUUACCAUGAGGCAAAGACGGGAAGUCAACGAUUUGAAAAAUAUGUCGAGAAAAUUCAAAGUUAGUGCUGAUGGUAGUGCCCUUUACGUCCACCCGGAACUCAAGUCUCUUGUAAAUUCCGCAACUAACGACAAAAACGAUGACACCAUACACAAAAAAAUUGACGCACUUUUGGAGAAUUUGGAUGAGAGUGAAGGUGUGAAGGCUAAGUUUUUUCUCAAUCUACUUCGUCUUUGUGAAUCCAGUGGGGAAAAACUUCUUGUUUUCGGUAAUUAUCUAUUCCCGUUAACUUUCUUACUACAGUUGACCAAGAAAGUCAAAGGGUGGAGACUAAACAAGGAAAUAUUCAUGAUAACCGGAGAUCAUGACAAUGAAGAGCGCGAGGUGGCAGUGGAUGCAUUCAACAACACUAAUGAUGCCAAAGUGUUUUUCGGGUCAAUAAAGGCUUGUGGGGAGGGUAUAUCAUUAGUUGGAGCUUCUAGAGUUAUAAUAUUGGAUGUGCAUUUGAACCCUUCUGUGACCCGUCAAGCAAUAGGUCGGGCUUUUCGACCCGGGCAGGUGAGAAAGGUGUAUACUUAUCGAUUAGUUGCUGCGGGUUCUCCUGAAGAGAAAGAUCAUACCACUUGCUACAGGAAGGAAUCCAUUGCAAAAAUGUGGUUUGAAUAUAACGAGUACUGUGGCAAAAAUGAUUUUGAGAUGGAGAAAAUCGAUAUAAAAGAUUGUGGUGAUCGGUUUCUUGAAACUCCAUGGUUGAAUGAAGAUGUAACUGCAUUAUAUACAAGAUCAUGACGAGUGAUGAGGCGAACCAUAGUGACAUUUCUCUACGUUCGGAUUUAUUGUUGACCGCGGAAGUUGAAAUAUUCGGCUUUAGGUUUUGUAUAUUGUAAUCCAGUGUUGUUGGCUGUAAAUUAUCACCUCAUGCAAUAAAUGGCAAAUUUGAAAUAUUA